Neolamprologus brichardi is the source of this 2451-nucleotide messenger RNA. NCBI's taxonomy places the organism in Eukaryota, Metazoa, Chordata, Actinopteri, Cichliformes, Cichlidae. The record is from RefSeq and is a predicted model, not a curated record.
AUGAUGGCCAGCCACAACCUGCUGCAAAACUUUGUGGCUGUGGUGCCUCCUCACUACUGUAGCGCUCACUCAAAUCUCUCACAGUCCCAGCUGAGCCCAGAGGAAGCUUUGCGGAUCACAGUACCACAAGACCACAGAGGAAAAUUGCACAGUUGCCAGCGUUACGUUGUUCCACAGUGGCACCUCCUGGAUAAAAAUGGGACCUCCAAUUUGAGAAAUGAGGGAAACAGUGUGGAUGAUCUGGAUGCUGACCUGCAAGGAUGCAUAGAUGGCUGGACAUACAACAUGGCUGACAGAAGCUCCACAAUCAUAUCUGAUUGGCAUUUAGUGUGUGACCUGCACUCUUUGAAGCAAAUGGGACAAACCAUCUACAUGGGAGGCGUGCUUGUGGGAGCGUUUCUCUUCGGAACCCUUGCAGACAAAUAUGGUCGACGUAUCCUCCUACUCAUGUCUUACCUUCUGAUGGCGGUCUCUGGAACAUGUGCUGCAUUUUCUCCUUCCUUCCCUCUGUUCUGCUUUUUCCGGUUUGGUUGUGGCAUGGCUCUAUCUGGCAUAGGACUCAACACAAACCUAACCAAUAUUCCUUAUAGGUGGUUUCAUGAAUCCGCAAGAUGGUUGGCCUUAAAGAAUAAGCCUGAUCAGGCGAUCAAGGGACUUAAAAGUGUGGCUAAGUUUAACGGACGGUGUGAUGAGGGAGAAAAAAUUGACAUUAAGAUGCUCCAGGAGUCCAUGAAGAAUGAGAUGUCCAUGUCAAAGGGCUCCUACACUGCCUUGGAUCUGUUCCGCACACCCUACAUGAGGAUUAGCACAGUCUGUCUGGCAGCUGCCUGGUUAUCAACCAGCUUUGCCUACUACGGCCUUUCCAUGGAUCUGCAAAAGUUUGGAGUGGAUAUUUACCUGAUACAAGUGAUCUUUGGAGUUGUUGACAUACCAGCUAAAAUCAUCAUCACUGUGACUAUGAGUUAUAUAGGGCGCCGGCCAUCGCAGUCUGGUGCUCUCGUCAUCGCUGGGGUCACUAUCUUGAUCAACCUGCUGGUACCUUAUGAUCAACAAACUCUGCGGACCUCUCUGGCAGUUGUGGGUAAAGGUUGUCUUGCUGCAUCUUUCAACUGCUGUUACCUUUACACUGGAGAACUGUACCCAACCAUUAUUCGUCAGAAUGGCAUGGGAUUGAUGUCCAGUAUGGCACGUGUAGGAGCUAUGGUGGCCCCCAUGGUGCGCCUCACGGGAGACUACAUACCUUGGCUACCAGGUUUAAUCUAUGGAGGGGCGCCAAUCUUCAGUGGGGUUGCUGCUAUGUUUCUUCCAGAAACGCUUGGCACACCCCUUCCCGACACAGUACAAGAUGUGGAGGAGAGGGGAUCUGGAAAACGCUCCAAAAUGUCACCAAAAGAAACAAUAAUCUUGGAAGACACCGGGGCAAACCUCCUAAAGCCUGUUGCCUGAGGGCAUUUGUGUUGUACUUCUGAUGUUUUUGUACUCCACAUGUUAAUGAAAGUAGAGUGAGUGUUACUUUUAUCUCUUCUCUGUUCAUUUGAUUUCCACAAAUUUGGUUCACCUUAUGAUUGCUGGACGAAUGUUUUUUCUUUCGUUUUGUGAACAAAUGAGUUACAUCCGAAGCGAACGCCACCAUGAAAAGAACGCUGUGGACAAUCAGACCUGUUUAUCUGACAAUCAGUAGGUUUCAGGAUCUUAAUCUUACUUUGUACAUGUCAUUAUUAUUAAUUUUUAUUUGUAUUUUGAAUGUGUAGAGCGAUUUCUUUAUUUGAGCCUUUCACAGGUUAAAGACGGCAUCCACUGGUAUCUUUUAAUGUUCUAUACACAAGCCCGUAUUGGAAAACAAUUGCCUUUUUGUCUUUUAAAUCAAGACUUCUUAUAAUCCUUUUUAAAUCUCAAAGUCUUUUUUAUGGACUUUUGAACACAAAUAUUAGUAAAACCCUUUUCAGUCUACUUCAUCUGGCAUGAGUCAUUUUGAGCUGAAUUAACUAAAACAAGACGGAACGAGAAAUCAAGGAUUUGGAUUUAAAUAAAAGCAGCAGAUGAGCCACACAACAGAAGGCACAAAGUAUAAAAACUAAAUAAAUUGAUUCACAGCAGGAAUCUGACAUGCCGUUGUUUUUCAAAUCUCUUGUGUUCACAAGGCAGAUUUCCCAUGAAUUAUGUGAAAUGAACCCCCACUCUUUAAAAAUUGAACACUCUAGUUAAUGUUUGAAGGGCAGAUCAGUGUUUUGUUGCUGAAGCAGGUAGCUUGGAUGGGUCAGAGGAUUUUGUUUGUGUUUUUCAGAUAAGACAGCCUCCAAGAAAUGUUGUAGUUUCUCAGAUUUUGAAAAAUGAUUUCAGAGUCCAUUUAAUUUAUUCAACUACUUUUGUUCUCAGCACGCUGCACGCUCUGGAUUUAACGCCGCUCUCUAGAGUUCUCACAGUUACCACCCGGAAAACGAGUGUCAUCAC